AUGAGCCUCAAGUCUGAGCGCCGGGGCAUCCACGUCGACCAGUCGGAGCUCCUCUGCAAGAAGGGAUGCGGUUACUAUGGCAACCCCGGGUGGCAGGGCUUCUGCUCCAAGUGCUGGAGGGAGGAGUACCAAAAGGCCCGGCAGAAGCAGAUUCAGGAGGACUGGGAGCUUGCCGAACGGCUCCAGCGUGAGGAAGAGGAGGCCUACGCCAGCACCCAGCACCCUCAAGGGGCCCAGUCCCUCACCUUCUCCAAGUUCGAGGAGAAGAAAACCAACGAGAAGUCGCGGAAAGUGACGACGGUGAAGAAAUUCUUCGGGGCUUCUUCCCGGGCAGGAUCCAAGAAAGUGCUGGCUGGCAAGCUGAGAGACGUCCAGGAAGCCAAGGCCGCCAGUCCAAUAAGCAGGCAAGUCAGCAUCGAAACAGACCGAGUGUCCAAGGACUUCAUCGAGUUCUUGAAGGCCUACCACAAAUCCGGGCAGGAGAUCUACAAGCAAUGCAAACUCUUUCUGGAAGCCAUGCAUCACAAGCGGGACAUGAGUAUUGAAGAGCAGUCCGAAUACACCCAGGACUUCUAUCAGAGUGUAGCCGAUAAGCUGCACGCCCGCUGGAAAGUGUCCCCGGAAAAAGUGGAAAUGGCGAUGGACCAGAUUGAGAAGUACAUCAUGACCCGCCUGUAUAAGUAUGUUUUCUGCCCGGAAACCACCGAAGAUGAGAAGAAGGACCUGGCUGUUCAAAAGAGAAUCAGGGCCUUGCACUGGGUGAAUUCGCAAAUGCUGUGUGUUCCUGUCGAUGAGGAAAUCCCCGAAGUCUCGGACGUGGUGGUGAAAGCAAUCACAGACAUCAUUGAGAUGGACUCGAAGCGGGUCCCGCGGGACAAGCUGGCCUGCAUCACCAGCUGCAGCAAGCACAUCUUCACUGCCAUCCGGACUACGAAGAACGAGCCGGCCUCCGCGGACGACUUCCUGCCCACCCUCAUCUACAUCGUCCUGAAGGGCAACCCUCCCCGCCUGCAGUCUAACAUCCAGUACAUCACUCGCUUUUGCAAUCCCAGCAGGCUCAUGACGGGCGAGGACGGCUAUUACUUCACUAAUCUGUGCUGUGCUGUGGCCUUCAUAGAGAAGUUGGAUGCGCAGUCCCUGAACCUCAGCCAGGAAGACUUUGACCGUUACAUGUCCGGCCAGGCGUCUCCAAAGAAGCAGGAGCCUGAGGACUGGUCGGCCGACAUGUGCGUGGGGGUUCGGCAGAUGUACAGGAACCUGGACCUCCUCUCCCAGCUCAACGAGCGACAGGAGAGGAUCGUCAGCGAGGCCAAGAAACUGGAGAGAGAUCUGAUUGACUGGACCGAUGGGGUUGCGAAGGAAGUCCAAGAGAUCGUCGAGAAGUAUCCCUUGGAGAUAAAGCCCCCGAACCCGGCCUUGGCGGCCAUUGACUCCGAAAAUGUAGAGAACGACAAACUGCCACCGCCAUUGCAGCCGCAGGUGUAUGCUGGAUGAUGGCGUCUUCUGGGGCAGCAGCAGACACGUUCCUUCACUCUGCUUUCUGCUUCUGGGCGG
Euleptes europaea (tarantolino) is the source of this 1554-nucleotide messenger RNA. RefSeq names its product RAB guanine nucleotide exchange factor 1 (gene RABGEF1). Gene Ontology annotation, cellular component: endocytic vesicle; cytosol. Gene Ontology annotation, molecular function: zinc ion binding; DNA binding; small GTPase binding. Lineage: Eukaryota; Metazoa; Chordata; Lepidosauria; Squamata; Sphaerodactylidae. The transcript is spliced from 9 exons. The record is from RefSeq and is a predicted model, not a curated record. The coding region runs from base 1 to 1494 and encodes 497 amino acids. Gene Ontology annotation, biological process: vesicle-mediated transport.